This is a messenger RNA of Nezara viridula (southern green stink bug), 713 nucleotides long. The record is from the annotation of a GenBank genome assembly. NCBI's taxonomy places the organism in Eukaryota, Metazoa, Arthropoda, Insecta, Hemiptera, Pentatomidae.
GUUUAAUUCUGGAGGCUCUAAAUAUCAUUUUUGGCUUGUGCUAGAAACAGUCAAUUAUUAAAUUAAUCUUGGUUCCAAAAGGAUAACUUGGCAAUGUCAUUUUGUAUAGUCGUUUCAUAAUUUAAUGAGAAAUGCCGGUAAUGAGAAAUAUGUCUCCCACAUUUGGUAAUGCUUUAUUCAAAAAGUCUUAUUUAUAUAACGUACUAUUUAAUUUUGAACGUAGAAUUAGAAACCACACUUGAUUGUUUUUAUAAUUUAAAGUUUAAAUUCGGCGGCUAGUCAUAUCUAGUUAAAUUUUUCAUAAUAUAUUUUGGGUUAUAGGAAUGAAGGCUAGUAACCUGGAGUGGUGGGAGAACUACCGGCAACACUGCCGUGACGACACACACAACAGUUCAUUGAGGGAUUGACUGAGGUGGGGAUCUGUCCAGUCUUGAAGCCGGGUUGUGAGUGUCGUCGGUCUGUGAAACAAGUCUUAUUUUCAGUAAUAAAAAAUGGAGGAUAGUGAAGUGAAAACAUUUUACAAGGAUAAAAAUAUUUUUAUCACUGGGGCAACUGGCUUUGUUGGAAUGGCUGUUGUGGAAAAACUUCUUCGAACAACAGAUGUUGGUAAAAUUUACCUGCUGAUUCGGCCAAAGAAAGGAAAGGAAGCAUCUGCCAGAUUGGAAGAUUAUAUUAAAAAUCCAGUGUUAGCCGGGGAUAAAGAUUUUGAGUAA